Molecule: messenger RNA, 1157 nt
Organism: Erinaceus europaeus (western European hedgehog)
Lineage: Eukaryota; Metazoa; Chordata; Mammalia; Eulipotyphla; Erinaceidae
Gene: CWC15
Product: CWC15 spliceosome associated protein homolog
Exons: 8
Coding region: 133-828 (231 amino acids)
Biological process (GO): mRNA cis splicing, via spliceosome
Cellular component (GO): catalytic step 2 spliceosome
Molecular function (GO): RNA binding
Source: RefSeq, a predicted model, not a curated record
GGGGGCGCUCGUGGUGUGCUUCCGGGUCGGGCGUGGGGCGCGGAGGAUUCUGGGGGCCGGGGUCGGCUUAGCGUCACUCCGCUCCCCGACGAGGCUCCGAGGGACCGCGGCCGCGGGGAGCGAGCAUAGAAGAUGACUACAGCAGCAAGACCCACUUUUGAGCCUGCGAGAGGUGGGAGAGGAAAAGGAGAAGGGGACUUGAGCCAACUCUCCAAACAGUAUUCAAGUAGAGACCUACCAUCUCAUACGAAGAUAAAGUAUAGACAGGCCACUCAGGAUGCCCCUGAAGAGAUUCGGAACCGUGACUUCAGGAGAGAGUUGGAAGAGAGAGAAAGAGUUGCUGCAAGAGAGAAAAAUAGAGACCGUCCAACCCGAGAGCAUACAACUUCUUCUUCAGUCUCAAAGAAGCCACGGUUAGACCAGAUCCCUGCUGCCAACCUCGAUGCAGAUGAUCCCCUGACAGAUGAGGAAGAUGAAGAUGAGGACUUUGAAGAGGAGAGUGAUGAUGAUGAUACUGCAGCUCUUCUUGCAGAACUGGAAAAAAUUAAAAAGGAAAGAGCUGAAGAGCAGGCAAGGAAGGAACAAGAACAAAAAGCGGAAGAAGAAAGAAUCCGUAUGGAGAACAUUCUAAGUGGAAAUCCUCUCCUUAAUCUCACCGGCCCAUCCCAGCCUCAGGCUAACUUCAAAGUUAAAAGGAGGUGGGAUGAUGAUGUCGUUUUUAAGAACUGUGCAAAAGGUGUAGAUGAUCAGAAGAAAGACAAAAGAUUUGUAAACGAUACUCUGCGGUCUGAAUUUCACAAAAAGUUCAUGGAGAAAUACAUUAAAUAGUGCAGUUCUAUGUGCUUAACUAAAGACUAUAAAAUAUAUGAAAGAGGCGAGGGAUUCCAUUUUGGACCACAUGUUGGUAUGGGAAGCAGCAUCAACCUCUAAGCACCCAUCUAUGUCUGAGGGAGCAUGGGCUCUCACUGCUGCAGGUGCGCCUUCCUUUUCUCUCAGCUCUGAACUAGAGCCCCGGGUCUAUAUUCAGAAAGCAUGUAACACUCUCCCAUUCCUCCUGGAUACUUAAUGAGCUAGUUUGCACAGUGACACACUUCAGAUGCAAAGCCUAGCAAAGAUAGCAUCAAACAACAUAUGAAAUAAAGCCUUUGGAAAUAGGA